UGACAUUCCCCUCCCACUCGCCGGGAGUCCUUUAAAUGCAAGCGCUGUGCUUUAAAUAGCAGGUGUCAGAAACUGUCCCUGCAUACACACCCCUCAGACACCAUCAUCAUCAUCAUCGCCAUCAGCAACGCAAUGUCCACCGCCAGCGCUGAGACGACCGCACAGCUGCCCCCGGCCGCGGGAAGAGUGUUCUUUCAGCCCGGCGUGGGUUGCGCCGGUUCUGGACCGAUGCAAAGGGAUGACCCGGUGCAGAAAAAGCAAGGCAAAGUGACGGUGAAGUACGACAGAAAGGAGCUGCGGAAGAGACUCAUCCUGGAGGAAUGGAUCAUUGAACAGCUGAGCGAACUUUACGACUGUGAGGAAGAGGAAAUGCCAGAAGUGGAGAUAGACAUUGAUGAUCUCCUGGAGGUGAACAGUGAAGAUGAGAGAGCCGUAAAACUACAGGAAUCACUGUCAGACUGCUACAAGCCCACUGAUGACUUCGUGCGGGAGCUCCUCGGCAGGAUAAGAGGAAUGAGAAAACUCAGCGCUCCGCAGAAGAAAAGCUUUUAGGUGCUCGAAAAUGCCAACGACAAUCCAGCUACCUGGACUACAGGUCCCACAAUCCAUCACUCAGCCUAGAGUCAACAUACAGCCCCUCAAGGACUCCAUAUCCCAGGAUUCCUUUCUGGCCCAGAGUUCAUUAUCCCAACUUUGUUCAGUACACCCAAGCUGAGCGAUCCAUUUCACCUAGAUCACACAAUAAAUCCAAGAGUGCAAAGUUCAUCCGGGACGCAAUCUAAAACUCUCAAACAAUCUCAGCAGCCGAUCGGGACAACCUGAUGUUCCUGCCCUCAAAAUCUCAAUGGGUCUUACAGGACCAACACAAUAUUACACUGUUGAUGCAGUAUUACAGCUAUUUGUGUGAAACCACAACUGACUACAAAGCUAUUUUAUAUACAGUAUUAAUUAUAUUUUAUAGUGUUUUUCUUUUAAGCAAAGUUGUUCAAAGUCACAACCAUUUUUUUCUUAAUUAACAGACUUUUUAACACCUGUUGGCUUUUCCUGCUGAUCUCAGAAUAGUUUUUUGUUUUUGUCCAAUCACUGUCCUGUAGUGGUGGCCAAUAUUCACCAAUAUCUGUCCAGUUAAACUGACCUUCAUAAUUUUGCAAGUCAUUUCGUUAUAUUAAGUCUUGUAUACUGAAAAAUGUAUCAAAAUUAAGUGAAUUUAUGCUUGAAACAAGAACAAAUAUCUUAAUUUUAUUCAAAGGGAAAACAAGAUUUUUUUUCUGACCUCACUGGCAGAUUUUUUUCUUGUUUUAAGCAUAAACUCACUUAAUUUUGACAUUUUUUUCAGAAAACAAGACUUGACAUAUCAAGUAAUUUUGCUUCUCAAGUAAAUGUAUCUUGAUUUAAGAAUGUUUAGAUAUUGUACUGGAAAACAAGACAAAAAUCACAAACUAAUUGUGUAACGUUCAGUUUUAAGUCAUAUAAUUGGCCAGAAUACAUAUCAUUCUGUUAUAUUACCAUCAUAAUUGUUUUUUGAUAAUCUUUCAAGAAUGUUGAACCGUUAUUUGACAGGUUUGUGGUUAAAAUAACUACUUUCGUAAAGUGGAAUAUGAUUACGGUACUAUGUGAAAAGUUCAAAGAUUUUGAGUAGGAUGUGCUGCCAUAAAGUAAAGAAUUAAGGCUAUAUUCGGAAUUAAAUACUAUUUAUUAUGCGGUAUACACACUGAAUACCCUGUAAAUGGAGGGUCGAAUGCAUUGCAUUGACCUAUACACUGCAUAUUUUGGCAAAUGCAUUCAUGCAAUGUAGCAUACUGCUGAAUUAGUAGCUGAGCAUAGUAUUCUAGUAUGCUAUUGCGAACAUAGCCUGAGAUUUGAAUGCUUCUAAAAGACAACAAAGGGCUGCAUGACAGUAGAUCUUAUCAACAGACUUACUGUGAUGAUGGUUAGUGUUCAUCUAAUAAUCGAUUCUAAUGAUAGCUGGAUGAGGUAUCUAGUUCGACUCAAGCCAUUAUCGAAAUUACAUAAAUCUAGGCUUUAUCCUCAUACGGUUUCACACGGAGGCUGCCAAAGAAUAUACUGUAAAAUGGCGGAAUACUAGCGUAUUAUAAAGUGCUAUGGGUGUAAAUUGAUACAUGUAUAUUCGCUAUAAAGAACAUUUAAUCUUCAUGUCGAUCAGUGUCAUACUCAUGGGUCAAAAUUUGUGUUUGAUGGUUGUAUAACAAGGAAUCCAGGGGAAAAACUAUGGUGCUGUUUAAACUUUUAACCCUCUACAGCGUGGAUGGAUGAUGCAUUUUGCAGGCCGAGAGAGAGAGGGCAAAAAUAAAUAGAGAUUCGCUCUUGUUCUAAUACUCUGGAAGACUCUUCUAUUUUUAUGAUAUCGCAGUUUCUGUCGGCCUGCAUCUAGUGUCAUUGUGGAUUUUAAAGAGUUUGCGUGUUUGACCCUUCUCUCUGAGAAGAACAUUCAGGGUUUAGGCUGAUCUCUUUAUUUUAGUUUAUUAAGUUUUGUUCUAAAAUGUAUUUGAGUGUGCGAAAGCUUUAUUUAUGCAUGUUUUAUUGGCAUGAUAGGAACAUUUUGGAUUGCUUAUUAAAGCGAUGAUUUGUCUUUUUAUACAUUACAAGUAUUACUCUUAUAAAUAUAUUAAAUUCACUUUUUAUUCAUUUUUAAUGACUGUAUAUCUGCGUUUUGGGUGUUUUUAAUUGUUUUUCGUUUUUUAAAUAUAUGUAAAGUGUGGUCUUCUGUGCUGUUCUACUUACAAUAAAGGCAAAAUGUCUGAACUGUUAUAAUACACA
Molecule: messenger RNA, 2778 nt
Organism: Ctenopharyngodon idella (grass carp)
Lineage: Eukaryota; Metazoa; Chordata; Actinopteri; Cypriniformes; Xenocyprididae
Gene: ppp1r14c
Product: protein phosphatase 1, regulatory (inhibitor) subunit 14C
Exons: 4
Coding region: 133-552 (139 amino acids)
Biological process (GO): regulation of phosphorylation
Cellular component (GO): cytoplasm
Molecular function (GO): protein serine/threonine phosphatase inhibitor activity
Source: RefSeq, a predicted model, not a curated record